Messenger RNA from Diabrotica virgifera virgifera (western corn rootworm), 774 nucleotides. RefSeq lists its product as uncharacterized. Bases 1 to 774 code for a protein of 257 amino acids. NCBI's taxonomy places the organism in Eukaryota, Metazoa, Arthropoda, Insecta, Coleoptera, Chrysomelidae. Gene Ontology annotation, biological process: protein phosphorylation. The transcript has a single exon. The record is from RefSeq and is a predicted model, not a curated record. Gene Ontology annotation, molecular function: ATP binding; protein kinase activity.
AUGGGACGGUUUACUGGACAUAGCAAAGCUUUGCACCAUCUGCCCAGCAAAUCAUUAAUACAUCGAGACGUCAAAACAGAUAACAUCUUGAUGUAUGGAAACUACUUUAACCUUGUAGACCUUGGAACAUCAUUUGAUUUAAGUAGGUUAAGUAACCAAAAAUACGAUGAAGCCAAGUUAACCAUACUUUCAACGAAAGAGUUGGAGCAUGAAUGCACGGGUGGAAUCUAUUUUACAAGGGAUGGAUUAGAUGCUUGUCAAGUGAGCCUUACAGACUACGCAAAUAAAAAUGUUAUACCGAAACAUGCAUUAUGGGACGGUUUACUGGAUAUGUGCAAAGCUUUGCACUAUCUGCACAGCAAAUUAUUAAUACAUCGAGACGUCAAAUCUGAUAACAUCUUGCUGUAUGGAAACUACUUUAAACUGGCAGACUUUGGAACAAUAUUUUAUUUAAAUACGGUAAGUAACCAAAAAUACGAUGGAGCUAAGUUAACCAUACUCCCCACGGGAGAGUUAGAGCAUGAAUGCACGGGUGGAAUCUAUCUUAAAAUGGAUAGAUUAGAUGCUUGUCAAAUGAGCCUUACAUACUAUGUAAUUAAAAAUGGUAUACCGAAACAUGCAUUAUGGGACGGUUUACUGGAUAUGUGCAAAGCAUUACACCAUCUGCACAGCAAAUCAUUAAUAAAUCGAGACGUCAAAGCUGAUAACAUCUUGCAAUCUUGCUGUAUGGAAAAUACUUUAAACUGGCAGAUUUUGGAACAAUAUUUUAUUUAA